Molecule: messenger RNA, 2142 nt
Organism: Ceratitis capitata (Mediterranean fruit fly)
Lineage: Eukaryota; Metazoa; Arthropoda; Insecta; Diptera; Tephritidae
Product: forkhead box protein G1-like
Exons: 2
Coding region: 1530-2096 (188 amino acids)
Biological process (GO): regulation of transcription by RNA polymerase II
Molecular function (GO): DNA-binding transcription factor activity, RNA polymerase II-specific; RNA polymerase II cis-regulatory region sequence-specific DNA binding
Source: RefSeq, a predicted model, not a curated record
AACUUUUUAUAAAGCAUUGAAUGAAGAGCAAAAAAGCGGAAGGGAGAUACUUGACAACCUUAUAUGACAAUAGGACACCACUCCUUGCUCAAUCCGCUGCCCGAUGAUUUGCACUUGCGCACUGGUACGGAACUGCGGUUUAUCCUCGCUAAGCUAAUUUCACUCGAUGCAACCGAACGGAGAUCUGACCAAGGAAUCUAAGAAUAAUAACCACGGACUACAGCUAAAAAUGCCUCAUGAGCUUAAAACGAUAUAAAUAAUUUUGGCUGGGCUUAGUGCGUGGUAUGUCUCAGAAUGCAGUUCAAGAAUAAUUACAUUUCCUGAAGCGACAUUGGUUUGGCGCCAGUUAUCCUUUCAAUAUUUCUAAAUCCUACGUCCUUAUUGCACAUUAUGACUCAAAAACAAUUAAAUCGACUUAAGGAUUAAAAUCUGUGAACAUAUAUAUCUCAACGGAAGCAAUAACUUCGCGCAUAGUUUAGUAAGAAAAUGUUAAACGAAAACAGAUUGACGCCAAAAUGAAAUAACAACUUCUCUUUGUAACCCAAAAUAAUUGAAAACUGUAGUAGUAUAACCCGUUAAACAAUUAUGCACAAGAACAAUAGAUUUUUCGUGAAAUAUCUCUUUUCUUACCUUCAACUUGUACUGGCUCCUAAUUGUUCUUCAUGAUCCUUUCCUAAAUUAAUGUUAUUGAGCCAUAAUUAAAAUCUAUUUAAACGGACCCCGAGUACAGAAGAGAAAACCGUAGCAGCGUUGACUUAUGUAAGUAACUAUUUAAUAUUUUGACCUUGACGGCAUCUCGCGUAGUUCACUUCAGAUCUCUCCAACUCUUAAAGAAAUAAAUAAUAAACGAGGUCAUUAGAGCUGCUUUAGUCCUUUUGAACCCAUUACUCUGUAUCCCACAACAAAAGUCUUUCGAAAUUCGCACUCAAAAUGGUAAUCCUUUCCUCGAAACCCGCCAUAAACCAAGCGCUCGCUAAUUACUAGUCCAGAAUAAUAAUUAGAAAAGUAAACACAAAAAGCUAUUUGAAAAUAGAUAGCACUGGACUGUUUAUGAAAUACUCUCUAGCAUUGUUACCAAGUACUUUUCUGCCUCAGACAACAUCUGUUUCCACAUGAAUCAAACUACUGCUGGCGGUCGGGAUAGGAUUCGCCAUACAACAAAAACAAACCCUGAAACGUUUGUCUCAAUAACAUAACUCACAGAUGUGUUGUUCUACUGCACUGACCUUGAGGCCGAUGCAGAGUGCGUAACCUGUGAGAGCAUACUCGGUCUUAUAUUGCGCUCGCUAAUGAGUGAGUAGAUUCUAUUGUCAAUUAUUCUGUUAUUAUGUCAUUGGACUUUAGUUGUUUUGCAUAUAAGUUUGAGCCUUAGGCUUUAAAUUUAUUGCCAAAGUGGAUAUUUGACGGUAUAAAUACGACGGACUUCAAGAAAGUAAUCAUUACUCGUGUUUAAGUUCCUGUCGAUAUUUCAAUAAAACUUUAUUAAAAUCUUUUCCUCCUCAAAAAGCCAAUAAAUUGCGUAAACGAAAAUGAAUCCAGCUUUCGAAUCUAAACAUUCCAUCCGGAACAUACUUGGAGUCGAUGGUGAUAUUGAAGCUCCGCCAACACCACCCGAUUCUGUUGACUCAAGGUCGCCACACAGCUCACCUCCUCCGAUCCAGAGACCAAAUUAUACAUUUAAGGACCUAGUAAAGAUGGCAAUAAGGAAUUGCCCUCAAAAUGCACUCCCACUCUGUGCGAUUGUGGACUGGAUUAGUCUAAACUUUCCAUACUACCGGAAAGAAGAUUCUGGCUGGCAGUGUCAGGUGCGACACACUCUAAGCACACUCAAGUGCUUUAAGAAGUUGGUUCGUCCAAUAGGUCAACCGGGGCGUGGAAAUUUUUGGGCUGUGGUGCCUGAUGAUCACCAACCAGUAGUUCCCAUUGCCGUGCCACACGCAGACUUGUACACCGAAGUUUUGAGGAACGGUAUUGCCUGUAAUCAUCCUCAGGCUGAGGGCGCUGUGUAUUUUCCCACACCGGAGGAGGCUAGAGCAUACGUAGCAGCAGUAGCGCAGCAGCAGCACGAAUGGUUUCUCCACCAACAGCAACCAUAGAAUCAUAACUUAUUGUUAAUUGUUAUUAAAACUAAUAGUUUCUAAU